AUGGGAGAGUCGCCUCCAUUCCUUUACAACCCUUCAGCGUACAGCUUUAGUGGACCGACAGACCGCCCUUUCAACCCAAAGGCUGUGACACAGGCGAGCUGGACUCGUCCACCGUCAAAGCCCAAGCCAAAAGGGCCACUUGUGAAUUUCAAUCGGCAUCCGGACUCUUAUUGUAACAUUCCUGAUGGCAAGUCCAAAUGGACUCCAAUGAACCCAAAUACUAAGAAUAGGGUGAUCUGCGGGCGAAAGGUACAGCUUGGGCUGCGUAUUUUACAGCUGAUUGGAGCUCUUGGGUCACUUUUCUGUGCCAUUGUUAUCACAAAUGCUGCUGCUGCCCUUAUAUGGAUUGUCCGUGUCGGACCGGCUGUGGCAAUUUUACACACUCUUUAUGGUAUCUAUCACCUCUGUCGCUCAGUUACAAGACCUGCUGGGACUCAAGCCAGCUACAUGUUAUUUUCUGGGACCUUCGACCUCGGCUUGGUCCCCUUUUACGUGUUUGCGGCAUAUCUAGGCUUCAACCAGUACACUGACAAUGCAUACCAUUGGAGUACUUUGCUCAGUUCCGACUUUGAGGUCUCAACCAAGAUUGCCCAGGCCACAUUUCUGCUAAGUGUCAUCAAUGGCGGAAUGCAUGCGAUUUCUUUGGGAAUUUCGAUCUUUCUGGGUCUUAUUUUCCGCAAAAUUACCCGUCUGCCCCCAGAUCUGAACCCUUUGGAAGAUAACCUGACAGCCCGUCCUCACAAACGAAACAAGUCCGAGAUCACCAAGAAGCAUACUAGCAGCUCUACUUUAGACUCCACCAUGUCGGGCGAGACGCUGAUCGGAGCACCUCGUACUAUGUCAUUCAUGCACACACGGGCCAAAUUAUCCGAGGGUGGUUCUAGUAACGCACCGUUAGAUGCGAAGGAGAAUAGAUUAUCCCAGAUGACCAUGGCUUAUGAUCACGACGAACUUCCUGUGCCGCUGAUGCCUUUUGGCCAACAAGCGGACACUUCAGAGCACAUGAUGUACCAAUUUCCAGACCAGGACGCAGACAUUCUCACGAGGCCUACAACCAGAAUUUCUUACGCUUCACCAGUACGCGAGCGAUCUCCAGAUGUCCCUAGUCGAUCUCAGUGUGCGAGCCCAGCUUCGGAAAACUGGAUCGCGUUCCCGUCUCGAUCCGCUUCACCUGUGGAAGAAGGCCAAAACGAAAAUCUCCUCCGCCGCGAUCCCUCCUCUGCGUACAGCAGAACAACCAACACGCCAGCUUCUGGGAAUAGUGGACCCUUGGAUUGGUUCAACAAUCAGCGUAUUGGAUGGGACCUUGAGGAGACAAUCCGAGAAGAUGUACGGGGCGAAUAUGAAUCUGUUCCCAUACAGGAAUAUUAUGGAAACGAUGAUGAGAAUCAUUAUCUUCCACAACGGGAUAGGCUCUACGACAAUGCCGAAGAAGAUAUUGGGGACCAUCGCAUGCAUAUUUUUGAAGAUCAUGACGAGGUUCGGGAAUCUUCCGAGUCACUACGCGUCAAUCCUUUAGCGCUGAACCCACCCACCCCGCAACCUGCCAUUGAUGAAACGUCUGUCGAUGCAACGCAAAAUGGCCGUAUGGCGCUCGUGGAUAUCCCUAAUCUCUCCCCUAAUCCAACAGCUGCGCCACCCCCUGUUGACAGCCCAGAGAAGAACGGUCGUUUUUACGGUGAACUUGAAAGCAAGACGGGACUCAGUAUUCCCCGGAAUGUCAGCAAUCACGAUGAGGACACGCGUGGCUUCGGGCGGAAGAAGAGCAAACUUAUGAAACGCAGAAGCCAGAAGAUGAGCACUUACGGCGCUCUGAAGCAGCAUGAUGACACGAUCGAUGCCAAUGAAGACGGGCUUAUGGUUCCGCCUCAGAGCCCCAUGACAGUCGAGAGCGAUCGUAAGGGCCGUGUUAUCAGCAACUCUGGGGCUGAUUUCGGUCCAAAUGGAAGCGGUGGAUCGGCUCUAUCAUAUGGCAACUACAUUGCGGGGCUUGGAGUUGGAAGAAGACGAGACGUCAGUGGCAAGGUUGCGGAGGAAGGCCGAGGCGGCAUGAACAAGGCUACAGACGAGAAACCAACCAUCCGGGCUGCUGGAUGGGCACGUUUUGCUGGACUGUAA
This is a messenger RNA of Aspergillus bombycis, 2118 nucleotides long. RefSeq lists its product as uncharacterized. The transcript is spliced from 3 exons. The record is from RefSeq and is a predicted model, not a curated record. Lineage: Eukaryota; Fungi; Ascomycota; Eurotiomycetes; Eurotiales; Aspergillaceae. The coding region runs from base 1 to 2118 and encodes 705 amino acids.